Messenger RNA from Bipolaris victoriae FI3, 972 nucleotides. RefSeq lists its product as hypothetical. Bases 1 to 972 code for a protein of 323 amino acids. The transcript is spliced from 2 exons. Lineage: Eukaryota; Fungi; Ascomycota; Dothideomycetes; Pleosporales; Pleosporaceae. The record is from RefSeq and is a predicted model, not a curated record.
AUGAUAUACUUUUCAGACGCAUCAGUAUACCAAAACUUCCUCAUCUCGCCACGGAUACCCCCAGAAAUUGUUCUCCAAACACUCCAACACAUUCCAUUCGGCAAUGGAGCCCUGAUAUCUGCUCUGCGCAAUGCGCAUCCACGGCUCCGCACACUAUUCAGCACAUACGAACAAUCGCUUACGCGCUGCUUUAUGCAAAAGGAGCUUCGCCACGCGGAAACAGAUUUUCCAUGUAAAAGCGACUUCAGCAUCGACUGGCUGGCCGAGUGUGUUCGAAACUACGACAUUAUAGACGACGUCAUGGAUGCUCUCUGCUCCGACCACAACUUCAACGCAAUCAUGCCACACAAUACGUUUCUAGCCUACACUGGUUUAAUACUCAUACACAGGAUAUCGUUGCUCGAAAAGCAUGAAGAUGACGGACAGUGUUAUAUUGAGUCGUUGCAUAGAGAUGCGUUGAUCGCCAUCUACCUUGUACUCCACCACUCGACACUCGCAGCGCGGUACCACGGCUCCGGCUGGAUCAACCAGCGCACAUACGGGUCCGUCAUGCAAGCAGAGCACUUCGAACUGCGCAACGCGCUGGAAUUCUGCUUUGCAGAAGCUGCACUGAGUAUCGGCCCGGAAUUCGUUUCUGAUACGCUGCUAUAUCAUGACCGAUCGGAUUGCGAGACAACGUUGCUCAAUUUUUAUCACGACUACGGGAUUCGUGAGGGGGAAGGGGUGUGUUUGAAUGUAAAGGGUCGGGUUGAGGCACCGAGGACGCAGGGACCAAGGCGGGAAAUGGAUAGGAAGGAGAGAAGCUUGUUUACGACGUUGCUCAAGUGUUUGGCUGAACGGAUGCAGUGCGAAGUGCGUCAUGUGAGGGAAAGGGUGGAGUGUGAGCUUGAGAAGACGCAUCAUCCUUUGGCGAAUCUGACGCUAGGCGGCAAGGAGUGGUUGCUGAAAGGCAAGGAUUUGGAUCAGAGAUGA